Fraxinus pennsylvanica is the source of this 939-nucleotide messenger RNA. The record is from the annotation of a GenBank genome assembly. Lineage: Eukaryota; Viridiplantae; Streptophyta; Magnoliopsida; Lamiales; Oleaceae.
AUGACAGCCACAACAGCCAUCUUCAUCUUCAACCCUUCAUUACUCACGUCUUCGAGCCCAAAAACACUGUAUAUUACAGCGCAACACCCUAAGAUAUCAUUAUCUUCAAUUACGCGAGCACUAACGGUGAAGUGCAGCAAAAAUGGUAGCCCGGGACGUAUCAGUGGCGAAAAUGGGGGCAAUUUCAAGGACAUUUUGUCAGGUAUGGUGGACGAGAGAGUAGAGGAAUUGUUGAACAAAGAAGAGAACCAGGUUUUGUUGGAUGGACUGGAGAAAGCUACCCAGAGAGUUGAAAUGGCCAAGAGAGAGCUUGCUGAGAUUGAAAAGCAAGAAAUUGAAGCUAAGAUGAUGAGGGAUUAUAUCAAUCAACUAGAAGCAAAAGCCUCCGAGAUAGCAGAAUGCCAGAAAGAAAUAUUACAAGCAAGAGCAAUGGUCGAGGAAGCAGAGCAAUCUUUAACUCUCGAUGGUGGCAGAGGCAUGGAUUCGGAAAGUGAAUUUAUGUACAAAAAUGAGGAAAGAUUGGAGUCUAUUAAAGCUGCGUUAAUUUCUGCCGUUAUUGGCACCUUUGCAGGGCUUCCGAUAUCCUUAACUCGGGUUACAAACUAUUCUGAGCUAAUACUUCCUCUAGCAAUCACAUUUGCUAGUUGUGCAUUAUAUGGGGUAACAUUCCGGUAUGCAAUCAGAAGAGACUUGGAUGAUUCCCACCUGAAAUCAGGAACAUGUGCAGCUUUUGGCAUCAUCAAAGGCCUCGCUACACUGGAAGGUGGACCGCCACUGCAGCUGGACGCGGACAGCUUAAUAUCGCAUGCUUUUGAUGGUGCAGUUUAUGUCUCGGAAAAUCUUUUGAUUUUCGUAUUCGCUGCUGUUGGCCUGGAUUUCUUCAUUAAGUUGCGAAUUUUAAGCCCAUUUCCAAUCGAUCGAUCAGUUCCAAAGACGUAA